AGAAACCAAACACAGUACCAUAAACCCUAAGUACAAUACGAGGAAGUUUCCACUUUUCAGUUUCAUUCAUCACAACAAUAAUCUUUGUCGAUGCAUGCAUGGCUGAAGUUUACACUCUAGUUGUCAGGAAACCCUGUUUUGAUCUUCCAACCGGUUGCCCACAAUGUCUCUCUGCUUUCAUCUAUCUCAAUUUCGCUAAAAUUCCUUUUCAAUUGAAUUUUCACCUAAACGAUCCACAUUCUGAUAAAAUUCCUUACAUUGAGGUUGGUGAUGAUUAUGUGGCAUAUGAUAAUGAGAAUGGAGGGAUUAUUGAGUGUUUAAAGAAAGAUGUUGGUGUUGUUGAUUUAGAUAGUGAAGUUUCUUCACUUCCUGAUUGGGUAUCAAUCAAAGCAAUUAUCACUACUUGGCUUCAUGAUGCACUUGUCUAUGAACUUUGGGUUGGAUCUGAAGGUUCAUCUGCUUAUAGUAUAUAUUAUUCUGAUCUUCCUUGGCCUAUUGGGAAGGUUCUGUCUUCGAAGAAAGCUCGUUGGGUGAAAUCUAAACAUGGGAUAACUGAUGACAAUGCUGUAGUCAAGCAAGAAGAGAUUUAUGCCAGGGCAGGCUAUGCUUAUGAUACUCUAUCAAAAUUGUUAGGUGAAAAGAAUUACCUAUUCGAGAACAGCCCAUCAAGCUUGGAUGCUAUUUUUCUCGCACAUGGACUUGUUGUUCUUCAAGCUUUACCGGAAUCUUCAGCAUUGCGGGUCAAAUUUUCGGAACAUGAUAAUUUAGUUAAAUAUGUGCAAAAAUGUAAGUCUGAACUUAUAGAAGCUGGUCCACAUCCUCAUACAGAUGCGUCACCAUCGGGCUCCAGAAGUCAAUCAACCAAGAGACCAAAGCCUAAGAGCGUACCGAAAAGGGAGAAAUCAGAGGCGGAGAAAACCUUUAAAAGGAGGGGAAGCUAUUUUGUGGCAGCACAGUUAGUUGCAGUUGUUGUUUUUCUCACACUUAUGGUGACAUUUGAUGGUACUGAAGUGGAGGUAGAAAAUGAUGUUGAUGGAGAUUUUUGAUCUAUAGGACCUAAGAGUGAAUAAGGAUUCACUGAUUUGUUUAUUUUCUUCUCAGUUCAUUCAUUAAUUCAUUACUAUUUACAUAUGGUCCAAUGUUUUUGUAUACAUAAGUUGAUCAAACCGAUUCAUCAUCGAAUAAUAAAAUGUUGAUUUUACCGA
Messenger RNA from Trifolium pratense (red clover), 1205 nucleotides. RefSeq names its product mitochondrial outer membrane import complex protein METAXIN-like. Gene Ontology annotation, cellular component: SAM complex. Lineage: Eukaryota; Viridiplantae; Streptophyta; Magnoliopsida; Fabales; Fabaceae. Bases 99 to 1046 code for a protein of 315 amino acids. The record is from RefSeq and is a predicted model, not a curated record. Gene Ontology annotation, biological process: mitochondrion organization. The transcript has 6 exons.